AUGUGGCGGCGGGCGGCGGCGGCGGCGGGACGGGGGCUGCGGGGGCCGCCGGGGCGGCGGUGGCGGAGCGGGGCGGGCAGCCCCGAGCGCGCCGCUCCCGAGCGGGCCCCGAGGAUCUACACGAGGACGGGAGACUCAGGAUUCUCCAGCACCUUCACCGGGGAGCGGCGGCCGAAGGGCGACCGGAUCUUCGAGGCCCUCGGAGCCACGGACGAGCUGAGCUCGGCCAUCGGGCUGGCUGGUGAGUUCAGCAGUGAAAAGGGCCACACGUUUGUUGAUCAACUUCAUAAAAGCUCCAGGUUUGAAACUGGGACACAAACCAGCCACGAGGGCACAGCAGUGACACAGGCCCUGCCUGGGCAGCCUGUGCAGUGCAUGCUGCAGGAUGUGGGCUCCAACCUCGCCACGCCGCUCUCCUCGGCCAGGGAGGCUCACCGGAAACGGACGUCGUUCAGCGAGAGGCCUGUCCUGGAGCUGGAGCAGUGGAUUGACAGUUACUCAGAGCAGCUCCCUCCCCUCAGAGCCUUCAUCCUGCCCUCUGGAGGCAGGAGCAGUGCUGCUCUCCACUUCUCCCGAGCCGUGUGCCGCAGGGCUGAGAGGUGUGUGGUCCCUUUAGUCCAAGCAGGGGAAGCAGAUCCAAACGUGGCCAAGUAUUUAAACAGGCUCAGUGAUUAUCUCUUUGUCCUGGCACGUUAUGCUGCAAUGAAGGAAGGGAAGGAAGAGAAAAUCUACAUAAAACCUGAGCCCUAGUUGGGAGCUGGAAUGUUUUUUCCUUGAUCAUGGAAAACUAAAUCCAGUUGACUGUUUUUGUCCAUCAAGGGAGGGAGAAAGAACAAGCCUGGACUGGAAAUGGGAGCUGCCAAGGAUUUCCAUGUGAAAUAACCAGGACCUUGUUGAUAAAUCCUGAGAGGAACAGAAUCACAGAAUAUCCUGAGUUGGAAGGGACCCAAACCCUGUUCUGUUCCCUGGGCCUGGCCCACACAUCCCAUUUGUGGAUAGAUCUGGAGUCACUGCUUCUCCCAGGUGGGAGUUGAGGCAGGAGAAUUCCAUAACAUUUUGGAGAUGCCUUCAUUUCCCUGGGCAGCAGCAGGUGCUGUGGGAAGGCUCUGACAGGACUCUGAGGGAUGAUGAAGGGAAAACAAUCAGCUCCUCCUUUGAAGUCACAGUGCUCGUAUGGAGCAGCAGCUGGAGGCGUUUGGGAAUUGUGUCCACAGCUCUGAAAUAAUAAAUGUGAAUUUCCUUGUACCAAAGGACCACAAACUGUCACAUUUUAACACUGAGCCCUGUGUGCUUUGCUGCUCCAAGUCCCUUCCAAUCCAUCAGCUCUGGCUGGAGCUGAGCUGUACAGAUUUACAGGAAUGCACCAAGAAUUCCUUGGCUCUGUCUGGCUCUCGUUGUGCAUGUGAGGAAUGUCUCUGUGCUGACAAUCCAGUGCAUCCUCUGCCAGGAACGGGGCUCACAGGAUGGAGGGGGUGAAGCAGGAAAGGCCAAAUCCCUGGGUCUGUGUGCUGGGGUUGUCUCCAUGUGGAGCUGUCCCUUGGAAUGGUGGGACCAGCUGCCCUUCCAGCUGCAGGAACAGCUGGAGGAGCAAAGCCCAGGGUUUGGGAGCACCCAGGGCACUGAGGCUGCAGGAAAAGGGGUUGGGGUGAGGAGCAGGGCCCUGCUGGAGCUGGGUGAGAGGGGCAGCACCCCGAGGGUUCCUCCCAGGCUGUCUCUGCUGACCCUGGAACGUUGCUCCACAGAGCCCUCAGCAGAGCAGGCUGGAGAGAGCUGACACCCACAUCACACACAGUUCCAGCUUUGCACUCAUGUCCAAGCUGCUUCCAGCUUGGAAAUACAACUGGGAAGAGCCCAUGUGAAGCCUGCUGGUGUAAUUUUUUCCCCCUGGGAAUGCUGUGGGCUGCGAGGUGAUGAUUCCCAUCUGGGGCUUGUCCUGCUUUUAGUGGGGCAGCUUUUAAAUCCAUCCUGCCCCUUCUCCUGUACAAUUAUUUGAGUAGAACUAACCUUAAACUUGUUUUCCAAAGAAUCUCUGGCUCUGUGUCCCUUUUUGGCCAGUGAGAAUUGCCCAGGAAUGAGUGAGGAGUGCCCAGCACUAACAGAUCCCGUGUCUCAUCACUCACCUGGGUUUGAGGCAGAUAUUUCAUGCCUCUUGUUAAUGCACAUUUUUCAUGGAGUAAUUUUCCAAGCCUCAGCCUGGAACACAUCCUGGUGACAAAUGCUGUGGAUUUGGAUGGUCCCAUCAGCUGCAGUGUCACCUCAGCCAUUCCCUCUGCCUGCUCCAUCCUGUUUUACGAGAGCUCUGGCUCUGAGACUGAACCUCAGGAAUCAAGAGGCUUUUCAAGUUUAAUUUAAUAAAAUCCUUUGCAAUAUAAAUUCUUCAUGAAUGCUCCAUAAAUCAGCUUGGGGAGGGAUUUAUAGUAUUUUCCUUUUUUUUUUCCAGCUGGGGGGAAGAAAUCUCACUACUGUUUUGGGACCAAAGCUGGCAUUGUUUGGAUUGCAAGGAGAAAUAAAUCAAGCUACUACACUUAA
Messenger RNA from Vidua chalybeata, 2529 nucleotides. It is a transcript of the gene MMAB, whose product is annotated as metabolism of cobalamin associated B. The record is from RefSeq and is a predicted model, not a curated record. The coding region runs from base 1 to 750 and encodes 249 amino acids. The transcript has 10 exons. Gene Ontology annotation, molecular function: corrinoid adenosyltransferase activity. NCBI's taxonomy places the organism in Eukaryota, Metazoa, Chordata, Aves, Passeriformes, Viduidae.